Messenger RNA from Pyrenophora tritici-repentis Pt-1C-BFP, 3111 nucleotides. RefSeq names its product AAA-2 multi-domain protein. The record is from RefSeq and is a predicted model, not a curated record. Gene Ontology annotation, molecular function: ATP hydrolysis activity; ATP binding. Gene Ontology annotation, cellular component: cytoplasm. Lineage: Eukaryota; Fungi; Ascomycota; Dothideomycetes; Pleosporales; Pleosporaceae. Gene Ontology annotation, biological process: cellular response to heat.
AGUGAUACCCAACAAUUACAACGCCCACAUCUACACAAAACCUGAUUGCAGGCUCACGAUACACGACAUUUUCUUCUGGCUUCGAGCCAUAUACAAGGCUAUAGUCACGACACAUAAUGACUUCAUUUGACGCCUACACCGACCGCGCAGCCAAGGCUCUGGCCGACAGCUUCGACCUAGCCAAGGGCUAUGCGCACUCACAACUCACACCUCUCCACCUCGCUGUGUCGCUCAUAGAUCCCCCCAAGGACCUGGCGAAUACCGUCGAUGUUCCACCACCACCGCUAUUCAAGCAAGUCCUCGAACGCGCGAAUGGCGACCCUCAACUCUUUGAGCGCAACCUCAAGAAGGCUAUGGUACGGUUACCAAGCCAAGACCCUCCGCCAGAGCGCACAUCACCUUCACCCGCAAUGGCCAAGGUCCUACGCUCUGCCGAGGAGUUGAGCAAGACUCAAAAGGAUAGUUUCAUCGCUGUCGAUCAUCUCAUCCAGUCGCUAUGCCAGGAUGCUCAAUUGCAACGCAUACUCGCCGAUUCGAACGUACCGAACACGAAGCAGAUCGACAAUGCUAUCCAAGCACUUCGAGGCACAAAGCGGGUGGACUCCAAGACGGCAGAUGCUGAGGAGGAGAACGAGAACUUGAAGAAGUUCACCAUCGACAUGACGGCAAUGGCACGAGAGGGCAAGAUUGACCCUGUCAUUGGCCGAGAAGACGAGACACGAAGAGUUAUCCGCAUCCUGACUCGGCGAACCAAGAACAACCCUGUUCUCAUCGGAGAGCCUGGUGUUGGUAAGACUACAGUCGUCGAGGGUCUUGCCCGCCGAAUCGUCGACGCCGACGUACCAGCCAAUCUUGCCGCCUGUAAGUUGCUCUCUCUCGACGUUGGUGCUUUGGUUGCUGGCAGCAAGUACCGUGGAGAGUUCGAAGACCGCAUGAAGGGUGUGUUGAAAGAGAUUGAGGACUCCAAGGAGAUGAUAGUACUCUUCGUGGACGAGAUUCAUCUGCUCAUGGGUGCUGGUUCUUCAGGAGAAGGUGGUAUGGAUGCCGCCAACUUGCUGAAGCCUAUGCUGGCUCGUGGACAGUUACAUUGUAUUGGUGCCACCACUCUGGGCGAGUACCGAAAGUAUAUCGAGAAGGACGCUGCCUUUGAGCGUCGUUUCCAGCAGGUACUCGUCAAGGAGCCUUCCAUCCCGGAAACUAUCUCCAUUCUGCGUGGUCUCAAGGAGCGAUACGAGACCCAUCACGGUGUCACCAUCAUGGACGGUGCCAUUGUCGCAGCCGCUACCCUCGCCGCACGUUACCUUACCCAACGACGACUGCCCGAUUCGGCUGUCGAUCUCAUCGAUGAGGCUGCAGCAGCCGUCCGCGUUACACGAGAAUCACAACCAGAAGCGCUUGAUAAUCUCGAGCGACGCCACCGACAACUCCAGAUUGAGAUUCAUGCUCUUUCCCGAGAGAAGGACGAAGCCUCACAAGUCCGUCUCAAGGAUGCCCGCGCGGAGGCUGCCAACAUCGAGGAGGAGCUCAAGCCACUUCGCGAGAUGUACGAGCGCGAGAAGGGUCGCAGCAAGGACAUCCAGGAGCAGAAGCUCAAGCUUGAAGGCCUCAAGACCAAGCUUGCCGAAGCUGAGCGUAUGCGCGAUAUCCAGACUGCGUCCGAUCUCAAGUACUACGCCAUUCCCGAUGUUGAGCAGCGCAUCGCUGAACUGGAACGCGACAAGGCCCGCGCAGAUGCAGAGAUGUGGGCACACCAAGCUAGUGGCGGUGGUGAAGCUCUCAUGAGCGACUCGGUUGGACCUGACCAGAUCAACGAGAUCGUCGCUCGCUGGACCGGUAUUCCAGUCACACGUCUCAAGACGACUGAGAAGGACAAACUACUCAACAUGGAGCGUCAUCUCCAGGAAGUCGUUGUUGGCCAAAGGGAAGCUGUAGUUUCAGUCUCCAACGCCAUCCGUCUUCAACGCUCCGGUCUCGCCAACCCGAACCAACCACCCAGUUUCCUCUUCUGUGGUCCUUCCGGUACUGGUAAGACACUUCUUACCAAGGCUCUUGCUGAGUUCUUGUUCGACGAUGCAAAAGCCAUGAUUCGAUUCGAUAUGUCCGAGUACCAGGAGCGACACUCUCUUAGCAGAAUGAUCGGUGCACCGCCCGGCUAUGUCGGUCACGAUGCAGGUGGUCAGCUCACUGAAGCCCUUCGUCGCAAGCCCUUCUCCAUUUUGCUCUUCGACGAAGUCGAGAAGGCCGCCAAGGAGGUUCUCACCGUCCUCCUUCAACUUAUGGACGAUGGUCGCAUCACCGACGGCCAAGGCAGAGUCGUUGACGCAAAGAACUGCAUUGUCGUCAUGACCUCCAACUUGGGUGCUGAACAUCUUUCUCGCCCCAACGCACCAGACGGCAAGAUCGACCCUACUACCAAGGAGAUGGUCAUGGGUGCGUUGCGCAACUGGUUCCUCCCUGAAUUCCUCAACCGUAUCUCCUCGAUUGUCAUCUUCAACCGCCUCACCAAGCGCGAGAUCCGCAAGAUUGUAGAUGUCAGGCUGGGCGAGAUCCAGAAACGUCUCAACCAAAACGGACGCAACGUGCGCAUCGAGAUGACGCCGGAAGUGAGGGACUACCUUGGUUCGGCAGGCUACUCGCCAGCCUACGGUGCCAGACCGCUUGCUAGGCUCAUCGAGAAGGAGGUACUCAAUCGUCUUGCCGUACUCAUCCUUCGCGGUUCCAUCAAGGAGGGCGAGGUGGCGAGAGUGGUGCUCGAAGAUGGUCACAUCCUGGUGCUGCCUAACCACACGGAUAGUGAGGAUGACUCGGAGAUGUACGAUGAGUCCGAUGCUGUAGCGGAGCUGGACGAUGAUGGUGGUGACAUGGAUCUCUACGACUAAGUGCGUAGUAAGCUCCAUUGAGAUUGGUUAAAGGCAUUUCAGCAUUGGCGUUGAUGGAUUAAUAGGGUUUUCUUUCUACAUUGCAUGCUCUGGUAAAGCAUAUAAAUGGGUCUCAUGAGUUACGGGUGAUGAUUGACAGCGCAAUGGUAGAGGCGCUACAUUGGCGUUUGGGCCAGGAUAUUUGAUGACCUUACUCUGUACAUAGUUAAUAUGACGCAUACUUCAAACUGUA